Molecule: messenger RNA, 5489 nt
Organism: Paramuricea clavata
Lineage: Eukaryota; Metazoa; Cnidaria; Anthozoa; Malacalcyonacea; Plexauridae
Source: the annotation of a GenBank genome assembly
ACAGAUUGGGCUGUCUGGAUAACAUAUGAUCUUUGAGAGUCAAACUUUGAUUGAUUUUCUUGUGAAAAAGCUUAACAAAUCUCGCUUAAAUCCUUUACAACAAUGGCUUAAUGUACCGACAAUGUCUCCGCGAUGUCCGACUCAAAAAUCGUUGAAAUCGAACGAAAUGUUGGCGGGAGUUUUGGGUUCAGUGUCAUCGGCGGUGUGGACACUGAGCUACCACCGAUGGUCUGUGCUCUGGUUCACAACGGUUCGGCCCAAUUGAGUGGCAAGGUAUGUCGUUUUAAACUUUGUACAGCCUCAUGAAAACACCCUUGUUGUCUGCCUGUACAUAUUUCGUAUUUUAGUGGCGACGUUUUUAUAUAUAUGGAGCCGAAUUCGAGACCAUUUCGGAUUAAAUUUGUACGACCCCCAUAUGGAAGUUAGCUGUGUUAUAAGAAAUGCCUCGUUCAUUAAAGAUCCCUUUUAUUUUUCUCCCAACUCACGAAUUCGAGUUGUUUUGAAUAAAUAAAACGAGAUUUACAAAGAGCGAAGCAUUUUCAAUUUAUCGGCCAAAUUUGUUUGGUAUUUUCGUAAUGUUUUUGCCCAUAAUUGGACAUUCAUUCAUCUUUCAACAGCAAGCUUGUAAUAUUAUAUUCGAUGUUUAUUUUGUGGACAUUUCGACUAAAUUUUUAGUCUUUAUCAUUGCCGUAUGGCAAAUUUCAUAUCAAUUUUUUGUCCUAAAGUGUAUUCUUAGCUUUAAAUAACAAGAAAUUAUGGAAUAUUUUAUGUAAAAUUUGACUAAAUAGCCAGACACUUCCUUGCUAAGUUAUACAAUAUAAAGAGGUCAAGUGUCAUAUUUUAACCGUGGGUGGUUUUGCUUGACAACAAUAUAUUAAUAUUCGAGCUCAGUCGUUUCGUAUAGCGUGUCUAAAACAAGUUUUCUGUUCCAUGAUCGACUAUAUUUCACAAACUAAAUUGAUUUUGAGUGUAGAUUAUCAUACUAAUUGAUUAUUGAUGUCGAAUUUAACAAAUUAAUCGCUUGUUUAAGGUCAAUUGAGCUUGAAUAACAAAGUUAAAGAUCAUUUUAAGCUAAUUAUGUAUUUUACGCUAGUAUUGUUGUUAUAAUGCAAUGGCAUUUUUUAAAGAAAUUUUUUUAUCACUUAAUAUUUGGGAUGGUUUUUGAAUGCAAUAUAAUUAUAUACUUAUAUACAAAGUUUUGCAAUUUAUGCAUAUUAGGUUGUUUCAAAAAACAUCCCAUCUCCCACACAGAGGAAAUAGGAAAUUGACCCUCAUUUCUGCUUUGGGAUUGUUUGGGUAAUUUAGGAAAUUUUACUAUAAUAUACUUGAGUAGAAUUUUUCCUGUGAGAUAAGAUUUUAUUUCUCUGCACAUUUUCAAUUGGGACUAGUAUAUUGUCAGUUUUCAAACCUUUCUCUCUUAGAUAUACAGUACGGUCCGUUCUGGGCAUGCAAACGAUUUAACUAGGUUGUGUGUGAUUGCAAAUCCUGAUUGUGCUACAUUUAUAUAAUUGUUUAUAAAAUACUUUUCACUGUAACACAGAAUAUUUUGUGUAUAAUUAAUUGAUAUUUAAUUAAUUGCUUUUUAUCUGAUCAUUUUAUCAAAUGUAAUCAUCAUUAAUUUAGAUAUUUUAUCAAUUUGUAAAUUAGUGUAAAACACUUAGAACAGUUUUGGUAUAGCUGCUAUAUAAAUCUUAGUAUUAUUAAAUGUUACUAUUAUUUGUUAUCUGGCUACCAAAAAUGUAAACAAAGCUUACAUUUGUUUUAUAUAUACUGUAUGACUCACAGCAGCUAUUGGGUUUCUUUCUCGUUCAAACUGUCAUACAUUUGCCAACAAUCGAUUAACGUACAUCACUCAAUCUUAACUUCUAUAACUUAAUUUUCAGUCAUAUUUAUACUACCUUACUGUCAUUCCCACGGGAACUUUUUCCCAGAGCAUGGAUGACACACAUUAUGCACAAAAACUUCCUCUAUACUGUAUAUAAACCCUUAUACUGUAUAUCCUGGCAUAUUUACUCCUCCCUAUGUUAUUAAGGCUUUAAGGCGAGACUUUUUUUAUUUAUUGGUUUACGGAUUUUACUUGAAAAAAAAACAGGUCAGUAGGUUGGAAAAAAAUUUAAAAAACAUUGUUUUUCAAGAUUGUCACAGCGAUAACAUGAACUAGUAGUAUUUAGAGUCAAAGUUUAGUUGGCAUGUACUUCAUGUCAGAACCCCAAAUUAACUAAAAUUAACUAAAAUUGUGUUCUGAAUAUUUACGGUCGGCAGAUCCGUAAACCAAUGAAUAAAAAAGUCUUGCCUAAGUUAUGUACUAUUUAAAACACAAGAAGGAGUGUUUUAUCACAUUUAUUGUGUUUUAUUAUAUUCAUGUUUUAGUGUUUUAUCACAUGACAUAUUAUGGCUGACAAGGUUUAUGAAUUUUUAAUGAGUAUUUUAAGCUUAUAAAGAGUCCCGAGUUGUGACAUUUGACUGACAUCAGAUACUUUUUCUAACUAAAGACAGUCAAUUAAUCAUGUCGAUUAGCAUUGUUGUUUAAAUUAAUGUACUGUACUGUACUGUACUGUACAACUAUAACUAUCAAUUCUAAUUGUUUACAUUUUUUAUCAGUACAAAAGAAAACAGAUUGUAUAAAUUGCGUAUGUUGUGGCUUCAUUGGUAUGCAUUGUACAGAAUUGUUUAUUGCUUGCUAUAUUGCUAACUUUAGCUUAAGUUUUAUUCGAUCACUAUUGAAUAGUCAUUAUUUAAUAUGAUAAUUAUGUUAUAUGGGUGUGAUUGCAUGCUUACCACUUGCUCCUACAGUGAACAAUGCUAACACUGAAAUGAAAAAUUGUAUACCAAGAUAAGCUCUGCAUUAGGCUGAUGUGAUAUUGAAAAAAACGAUAUAUCAACAUUGAAGAAAAAAAUUCAAGUGGCAAAUAAUGUCUGGUUUAUAUUAUAGUGUGUAGUGUUUGUCUCAUAAACAUCAGAGUUUGUCUAUGGGGAUAGUAUUUUGGAAUGAAUUAAAGCAUAAUACACCUGAGUUAUCUUAUAAUAAUAGAAUAAGUGUGUCACAGUGUCAAAGGGGGGUGUGGAGGGGUUCAUUCACUCAUCACAGACUUGGCAAUAGUGAUUGACAGAUUGUGCAACAAUCAGAAAUUACCGAUUAUUCAUGCCACAAUGGCACAAUCUUGCAGAUACCGACGCCGAAUUUAUAAUGACGUCAUAGUAUCAGUCCACUGGGUAAAGAUAACGUCGCUUCACACAUUAAUUUAACGUAUUGCAUUAAAACGCAAUGUGUAUCAACGUGCAAUGCAUAUAAAUUUUAAAGUGGGUGUUUUCUCAAGAAUCGUUUUUAUAGACAAUCGGAAAUAUAUUGUAGAUAUUCUACUGUUUCCCAUUGUCAAACAAUAAGGCAAAUAUCAGCCCGAUUAUAGGUCAAUCACUACUCCUGAAAUGUCUGUUUUACUUGAAGUUGGCAAAUUGUUUUCAGAUUUAUUGGCAAAUUGUUUUCAUAGUCAGCAAAAAUAAUUGAGUGGCUCAGAUAAAAAGUAAUAGUUAUGGCAAAAAUUUUGCUAAAUUUACGAAAAUUACAGAAAAAGUUAACAAAUUCCAACAUUAAUGGGAAAGUUUGUGAAAAAUAGUAUGUUCGGAAAAAUGUUCGACCCCCCAGCUUUGGGAAAAAUAUUAAUUUGCGACUGAAAUGUUGUCGGCAAAUGCAAUACUACGUACAACCCCCACCCUCCUUCUUUAGCCUCUUCGCCAUGCCCCUGCACAGUGUACAUGUCCUACUAAGCCUGAAUAAUGUGAAUUUAAUAAGUCACCAAGAAGUUAGAUAUUCCAUCCAUAAAAUGAAAAAUUCUUAUUUUGUGGCUGUCAUAUUAGUCACAAUAAGUAAGUCGCUAUAUCUGAGGUGCCAAAUAUAAUUAUUAAAAUUUAAAUAUGUCAAUUUCAUUAUCUUCCCAGGGGAUUCCUUCUGCAAAGCAAGUUUGCCUUUUGCAAAAUCAGAAGUGGCAGAAAACACUCGUUUUAACCUAAUAUUGUGUGACUUGAUCAUGUGAAUUGCAAUGGACCCAAACACGCCCCUACUUUGCUAUUUUACUCUGUCUAACACCAUGGGAAAGUGCUGGCAUUCAAAUGAGUGAAAGCACUCUUCCCUUGACAAGUAAAACUGUCUGGCAUUAAACAGAGUAAAACGAUAAAGUAGGGCGCACCAGGGUACAUUGUUAUUUGACACUUUAUUUAUUCACUUAAAGGGUUAAUUUGUCAUGUUGAUUACAGAUCAUAUUUUCCAAAUCUAGAUUCAUGUUGGUGAUGUGUUGGUUGAAGUCAAUGAUGAAUGUGUUAGCAGACUGCCUGCCAAGAAAGGUACAAUACUACACACAUGCUUACACUAUAAGGGUUGUCUGUUACAUAUGUACAAUGCCAUAAGUCCAUAACCAAGGCCUUUUUGACAAGAGUGAACAAAUGGAUGCAGACACAUUUUUGUGUGCUUCUGCAGAGCUCAUUAAUCCAUUGAGUGUUAGCACUCUAGCCUUGACUAGGAAAAUUGUCUGACAUUGAGCAGAGUAAAAUAAUAAAUGAGGGUGUAUCAGGGAUUCAGCAUGCAUUGCCACUUAACCCAUUGAGCUGGCGUGCCCUUCCCUUGACAAGUAAAAUUGUCUGACGUUAGACAGAAUAAAAUAGACACGUGGGCAGAUACACUGUAGUCUGAUUAACUCAUUGAGUGCCAGCACUCUCCUCUUCACAAGUAAAAUCAUUUGGUGUUAGACAGAGUAAAAUAAUAAGGUUGGGUGCAUUAGGGUGCAAUGUACAUAACUUAAUGGGUAAUAAAGGGUUAAUACUAUCAGGCAGAUUUAAAAAACACGACGUGACGUCUAAGGUGACGUGAAAAUGAGAUAUGCACCUCAUUGGCUCAUUUGGUUUUAAAUUUGACACUUCCCAUUUUUGUUUUGUUGUCUCCUGAUCUCCUUUCAAGCUGUGAUGAUAUUUGUCUAGACUUGUUUAGAUCAAAAUUUAGUCUAUAAUGCAAAUGGUCCAUUCCAACUGGAAUUUGAGCCAAUUUCCAAUUGGAAGGAGUUUUUCUGUUGGAAGUUCAAUGGAUCACAAUAGGAAAUUUAAAUUUCUAUUGGAAUUUCAAUUAGUUUGAAUGUCAGAAUUUUAAAAAGUGCCUGCACAAAUUCAAAAGGUGCCUGCAAGGGUGGUCGCAUGCUUGCACAUUUUACUGAUGCCUGCGCUUCUGCAUUUGUCUGGUCUUCUGUGAACAUAGUAUAUCUGUACACUCAACAUCAUGUGUAGAGGAAAAUUAAAGUUUUGCAGUGUAAGCAUGGGCCAAUUAAUUAAAUUAAAGCCAAUUUAUUUUUCUAGUUGUGGAAUCUCUCAAACUCUCUCCAGACACAUUAAAACUGAGACUAAGGAAAGGUAACAUACAAUAAUACUCACAACUUUUUCAAUGCAGGAAUUUCAAUCCAGUUCUGGUAGGCAGGAUGUUCAUUGAUCCUUGGUCAUGGUUUGGGGUG